AUAAUUAUGAGAUGGUUGCCAAGGUCAAAAGUGACCCAGUAACGAUUUAUCAAUGGCCACAGCGCCAGUGUAGAACCCAUGCAUGCAUGUACUCUCAUGCUCUCUAUAGCUGAGGAUAUGCAUGCAGUCAAUUGCAGUUGACAUGGUAUCGGGAGCUCCUGGGAGGUCCUUGUACCGGGACAGGAUGUCUGAGAUGAUCUGCACAAGUGUGUGUGUGCAUGUGCAUGUGUGUAUGUACAACCAUAAUAUUAUUACUACAACAUAAUUAUACUGUGCCGUGCAUAAACUUUUAUGCUUUAUGAUAAAGCAUAUACGGUGUAAUGUCAUGAAAUGUUGUAUGUUUCCUUCCUCGAUUUUAAAUGUAGGCUCAGUAUAAUUAUGGCAUGGAGAGUUUAAAUCGCGUAUCCGUGAUAAUAAUAACAAAGUGCUAUGCUACUAAAGUUUGCACUAUCUAUCUCCUUGUGUUUUUUUCAGUUUGAAAUCGUCAUGGGGAAAAUAAUAUUAUAUUGGCCAGCUUACACAAAACUAAAAAUAGGCGCCCUCUUAGAUACAAUUAUUUUGGAGCAUAAAUAUAUCUAUAGUCAUGAAGACUAUGCUACAGUUGGCUAUGCUACUCUUAGCUCUAGAUUUAGUACUAGUUUCUUUCCUGUCUAUAUGUUCUGCUCAUGACAUUUAUGUUGAUCAAGAUACUGGAAAAGAUAACCCAUCCUGUUUGGUUGGAGGGAACGGAUGCCCUUGUUUCAGCCUCACUUACAUUGCAAAGAAUCUCAAAGAACACACCGUUAACGUAACAGUGCAUGUAAUUGGUGAGGUACAAGUAGAUAGUUUGGUGCAAUUUGAUUCAAUUGUUUUACUCUCUGUUAUCGGAGCAUUAAAUUCUCAAAAUGUAUCUAGAUUGCUUUGUGUACCCCAUCUAAAUGCCUCUGAUGGUGUAACGUGUAACGUCAGUAAUUGUUUUGCCUCUGGACUGUGGUUUUCGAGAAUCAAAUCUUUGCUCAUAUCUGGUCUGGAAAUAAUAAGCUGUGGGGUGAAGAGAGAUAGCAAAGACUUGAGUGACAAAGUGGCAAACACUAGUGUAGCAAUAACACAGUCUUUAAACGUAUUUAUUAAAGAUGUUAUCAUUUCGGCCAGUAGUGAAACUUCAUUGCUAUUUCACAAUACAUCUGGUAAUAUUUCCUUGCUUUCUGUUGUUGUGAAGAAUAAUGUGCUGCCUUCAAAAACCGUUCAACCUAGUGAAUCAUUCGCUAGAGGAAUCCAGCUAUUCAUAAAUGGAAAUACAAGCACUAAUCUAACCUUGAGAAACUGUACAAUUCUAAACAUUACGACACCUUUCUACGCAUUUCUAGAUCCUAAGGAGCUUCCUCGUGUAUAUGACAUGCUUGGUUUUGGCCUUGGUGGUGGUCUUUCAAUUUUAUUUUAUUCAAUUGGCAACUACCUGCUAAUAGAUAACUGUACGUUUGAGAACAACAGAGCUCCUUGGGGAGCUGGUAUGCUUAUGACAUUUCAACAGGAAUCGACUGAGAAUGUGAUAGUUCUCGAAAACACACAAUUCAAACAAUGCAAUGCAACAGCGGCUGGUGGAGGAAUACUUAUCGGUCUCCCGAAACGAUCGACUACAUCUAAUAACAGUGUAUACAUAAGAGCCUGUUCAUUUAGUCAUAAUAUAGCAGAAUAUGGAGCUGGCACACACAUUUAUUCGUAUUUCACUAAUUUAUCACAAGCAAAUGAACUCGUCAGAUUCUGCAAUUGCUCAUGGAUUGGAAACACAGCCAGAUACAGUCCUGCUGUGGAUGUAUCACCUGCAAUUUUUGAUUUACUUGACACAGGAUUACUUCCUACUCCUGAAUUUCGAGACUGUACCUUUAAAAGGAAUGAAAUUAUCCCUAAACAAAAGGAUAGUAAUCUAUUUGUCAAUUCAGGCAUAUUUGUUAUUAGUAGGUUUACAGUUCAAUUUGCUGGAAGACUCAACUUUGAAUCUAAUAACAGUACCGCACUACUAGUAAACUCUGGAGGAGUGUUAUUCGAAUCUAACACUGCAGCAAAUUUUUCCAAGAACAAAGCUUUCCGUGGUGGUGCCAUUGCAUUGCAUGGUUUCUCAUCUUUUGUUGCCAAUGACAACAGCCAAUUCAAUUUUAUAGGCAAUAAAGCUCUUGAGUUUGGAGGCGCAAUAUUCUACUAUACAAUUGAAGAAAGAGAAAUCUUUGAAGGCCGUGAUUGUUUCUUGACUUAUGGUGGUAAUUUCAGUUAUCCAAUUGACCAAAGAAACCUCACAUUUAGUUUCAACAACAAUACAGCAGGGGUUGCUGGGUCAGCAAUAUAUGCCUCAUCAUUCAACCCUUGCUUCUACGCAUUUAGUGGUAAAUUAAGAAAAGGACAAAAAAUCCAAGAGUUUCUCAAUAAGAUAGGCAACUUUUCAUUUGAUGGAGUAUAUAAUGUGUCUGACAUACACAAGUUGGUCUUGUCUACAACUGGUCAAGCUUUUUUUACAACUAAGAUAAAGCCAUUGCAUGCUAUCCCUGGGAAAAGAUUACUUAUACCUUUAACUUUGGAGGAUGAGCUGGAUCAAGCAGUUAGCACUGAACUUUUUGUGAGCGCAGGUGGCACUCAAGUGUCUCUGAAAAAAAGUCAUUACACUAUCAACAAAACUGUAACACUGUUUGGCAGCGAAAAUCAGAUGGGUAAUAUAACAGUAGUAUCAAUUAGUCCUUACCGAAGAAUCGAACAUUUUUUCGAUGUUCAACUCCAGCCAUGCAUGUCCUCCAGGCUAUUACUCUCAUGAUGGUUCCUGCUCUUGUUCCUCUGAAAACAAGUCACAAGCUCUUCCUGGGAUAUCACAAUGUAAUCAAAACUUCACAGCAAACCUAAAAAAUGGAUAUUGGGUUGGUUAUCACAACAAUAAUACCAGCACAUUAUACACAGGACCAUGUCCCUUUCAAUUCUGUACAUCAACAACCUCGACAAUGGCAGAGAAAUCAUUACCUACUUUGAGUGUACAGUUAUCAAACUUUGUGUGUGAAAAAAAUCGACAAGGCAUACUAUGUGGUCAAUGUAAGGGAAAUAAUUCUGUGUAUUUUCAUUCAAUCAGCUUUAAAUGCCGUAAAGAGAAUAACUGCUCGUAUGGUGCGAUCUAUUUCUUAAUAUCCGAAAUUCUGCCAGUAUUCAUUUUAAUCACACUAAUCGUUGCCUUUGAUGUGAGUUUUUCAUCAGGAAGCAAAAAUGGCUUCAUAUUGUUUUGCCAAAUUAUUCGUACUUUACCGUUAUAUUGGUCAGGAAUUGUUAAGUUGAGUAAGGAAUAUCAUCCAUUCCAAUCAGGCUACAAGAUAUUUUAUGGUAUUUUUAAUUUCGAAAUUUUUUCAGCAGAGGCGAUGUCCUUCUGCCUCUUCAAGGGUGCCACUGUAAUUGACGUUCUGGUUUUUAAGUACAUCACUGCCGUUUUUGCUUUUAUAGUGGUCAUACUCGUUGCUGUUUGUAUGAAUCACUGCUCUUGCUGUAACAGAUUGUGCAAGGCAAUGAAAAGACGGGUCUCAACAAAAUUAUGUGUCUGUUUUGCAUGGACUCUCUGCUUGCCUUGUUAUUUGCUAUACAGAAUUAGUACGUGUCUCUUUCUUUAUAUUACGAAGAGCCAAACUAACAGGAGCUGGAGGUAUUCUUGGCCCUAAAGUGACGUUCUAUGGUGGGCUGGAGUAUUUGGGACAGGAGCAUUUACGAUAUGCACUCCCUGCAAUUUUAAUUUUAGCAACAGUUGUUUCCUUUCCUCCAAUUUUGCUGCUGGUCUACCCUUCUGGACUGAAGAUCCUGGAGUUUUGUAAGCUGAGCGAGCAUCGCUUUGUAAUAUUCAUCCUUAGGUACACUCGAAUAAAUAAACUAUUGCCCAUGUUUGACGUUUUUCAAGGCUGUUUCAAAGAUAAUUAUCGUUCUUUCUCUGGACUAUACUUCAUCUAUCGUGUCGUUUUGCUAUUACCAUAUCUCUUUUACCAGAACAUAUUUGGGUAUGUGAUUCUACUGGAAGUACUUCUUGUACUAAUGCUUUACAUUCAUUGUAUUGUCCAGCCGUACAAGCUACGGAAGCAUAAUAUCAUUGAUAGUCUUCUAUUUGGAAAUUUGGCUAUGAUAAACUUGCUGUCUAUUUUGACUCUGCAAACGGUGCAAGAUAGUCAAGCUGCAA
Molecule: messenger RNA, 4165 nt
Organism: Halichondria panicea
Lineage: Eukaryota; Metazoa; Porifera; Demospongiae; Suberitida; Halichondriidae
Exons: 1
Coding region: 584-2779 (731 amino acids)
Source: RefSeq, a predicted model, not a curated record